UCUCAAAGCUUUGGCACCUGUUACUAUCCAUCAAAACUGAAAACUUCAAUGUAAUAAAACUCGCUAAACGGUUGACAACAAUUUGGUCUUUGGCAUCACCGGUGAAGUGUCAGCAUUCAAUGAAAGAGCUUUGAAACUACGCCAUUUACUGUACUGGGUCGUCUCUUCUUCAGCUCCAAGAGAACCUCCAAAGUCUACAUAUUUUGGACUUGUAUAUCUGAGCUUUUCUUGUGUUGUUUUGCCUGAAGGAAUUUUGGGUAUUGUUCUGGGUGAUGGGCUGGCGGUACAAAGCUGGGUUGGGGUUGAUUGGAGUCGUGGUGCUCAUAUGGGUUACUUCUGCAGAGAUUACUCAGAAAAUUUUUGCCGAGUAUAAGCAUCCAUUCGUGCUCACAUAUCUUGGGAUCUCUCUUAUGGUUCCAGAAGGAGAGAUGCAAAGCUGCCUAAUUGCAGACAUAGAUCUAAAUAAAACAGAAGAGGGGUGGCCAUUUAUAUCUGAGAACCCGGAAGAUGAGUUCCACAUGCUUGAAGAGAACCAUAAACUCAGUUCAUGGGAAGUUACCAAAUGUGGUUUGUAUCUUGCUCCCAUAUGGUUUGCAACAGAGCCUCUUUCAACUGAUAACACAUUGUAG
Ilex paraguariensis (yerba mate) is the source of this 629-nucleotide messenger RNA. The record is from the annotation of a GenBank genome assembly. Lineage: Eukaryota; Viridiplantae; Streptophyta; Magnoliopsida; Aquifoliales; Aquifoliaceae.